This is a messenger RNA of Xylaria bambusicola, 1394 nucleotides long. RefSeq names its product glutathione S-transferase. The transcript has 2 exons. The coding region runs from base 308 to 1363 and encodes 351 amino acids. NCBI's taxonomy places the organism in Eukaryota, Fungi, Ascomycota, Sordariomycetes, Xylariales, Xylariaceae. The record is from RefSeq and is a predicted model, not a curated record.
CAUAUGUCCAAACCAUCAAAGGAGUAGGUUUAGAAGAGCGACGACUUUCAUUUCAAGCUAAUCAGUCAAUAAGUCAACUGAGAUAGCUCUAAUAGAAAGGCUUUGAUUCUCACACUAACUCAAUUACUCAGCAAGUCCACCGAAACAUUUUAGUAAAUUGAGGGGAGAUAGCACCAGGGUAAAAGCAGCUCUUUUAAGAUCCAUUGCAGCCUGGAAUCGAUUACUUCAACAACAGAAUUACCCCGCGCAGCUUUGCGACAGGAAAAAGGAAGAGGGACAAUUCGACGCUAUCACAACAAUCAAAGAUAUGGCAUCGCCUCAAAACAUACCCAUAGUGCUCUACCACUAUGAUCUCUCGCCUUACGCCAAGCGACUCAGAUGGUAUCUAAACCUGCGCAAGAUCCCAUACUCGCAAUGCAUCCAACCUCGUAUCAUGCCGCGUCCAGACUUGUCCCUUCUGGGCGUCUCCUACCGGCGGAUCCCCGUCCUCGCCAUCGGGAAAGACGUCUAUCUGGACACGCGCCUCAUCAUCCAGAAGCUCGAGACGCUGUUCCCGCCCAGCGCCGCACACCCGGGCAUCAGCGGCGUCGCGGCGGGGAGGCCCGAGCACAGUGCGCUGGAGGACCUGAUCUCGCAGCGCACGAUCGAGGGGGACCUCUUCGGGUCCGGCGUGCAAUGUUUCCCAGCGUCCCGGUUCGCCUCGGACGCGGCGCUCCUGCGUGACCGCACCGCGCUGUUCACGAACGCCGACCCGACUAAAGACGACGACGGCGGGGAAAGCGCCGCCACGCCAUCGCCGCUGUCCGCCGAGGUCAUGGACAAGAAGCGACCCGCCGCGGUAGCCGUCGUACGCAGAUGGGUGCGCUGGCUCGAGGAGGGUUUACUUGCCGACGGAAGGGACUGGAUCCUGGACUCGAAUGGGCACGGCGCCGGGCCCUCGCUCGCGGAUCUCGAGGCCAUCUGGGUGUUGAUGUGGGUUUCUGCCGCGCUGCCGUCUGACAUCCUCGAGUCGGCGCCCAAGGUCGCGGCGUGGCUGGAGCGGUUCAAGGGCGCCGUGAAAGCAGCUGCGGAAGAUGGCCCUGCGUUGAAAGGCGAGGAGGCGGCGAAACUACUCCUCGCGUCCUCGUUUGCGGAGCCGGAGGGCGAGGAGGUCCGGCAAGCGGGGCUGGUCAAGGGCCGGCCCGUGAAGAUGUGGCCUACGGACUACGGUUCUGCACAUAAGGAUGCUGGCAGGCUCGUCGCGGCCGAUGAUAAGGAGUUCGUCAUUGAGAGCAAAGGGCAGUUGGGCAGUGUCAGGAUACAUGCGCCGAGAUACGGGUUUACGAUAUCUGCAGACGAGGGAAAUGUGGCGUCUCAGUUGUAGGGUCUCAUAUCUUUAAGCGUGGAUAUAUAGA